AUGUCCGCUGUAAAUCCAGUAAAUCCAGUAAAUCCAGUACAUCCAGUAAAUCCAGUAAAUCCAGUACAUCCAGUAAAUCCAGUACAUCCAGUAAAUCCAGUACAUCUAGUAUCUCUAGUAUCUCCAGUAUCUCCAGUAAAUCCAGCACAUCCAGUAAAUCCAGUAAAUCCAGUACAUCCAGUAUCUCCAGUAAAUCCAGUACAUCCAGUACAUCCAGUACAUCCAAUGUCUCCAGUUAAUCCAGAACAUCCAGUCCAUCCAGUACAUCCAGUAUCUCCAGUAAAUCCAGUAAAUCCAGUACAUUAA
Messenger RNA from Haliotis rufescens (red abalone), 306 nucleotides. Its product is annotated as sporozoite surface protein 2-like. The coding region runs from base 1 to 306 and encodes 101 amino acids. The record is from RefSeq and is a predicted model, not a curated record. The transcript has 3 exons. Lineage: Eukaryota; Metazoa; Mollusca; Gastropoda; Lepetellida; Haliotidae.